Gavia stellata (red-throated loon) is the source of this 1278-nucleotide messenger RNA. RefSeq names its product methanethiol oxidase. Bases 16 to 1245 code for a protein of 409 amino acids. The transcript is spliced from 9 exons. Gene Ontology annotation, molecular function: selenium binding. The record is from RefSeq and is a predicted model, not a curated record. NCBI's taxonomy places the organism in Eukaryota, Metazoa, Chordata, Aves, Gaviiformes, Gaviidae.
AUCCACCGCCUGCCCAUGCCCAACCUCAAAGACGAGCUGCAUUCCUCGGGGUGGAGCACUGGCUGCACCUGCUUUGACAAUAUCACAACGAAAAGGAACAAGCUGAUUCUUCCCUGUUUGAUUUCUUCCCGCAUUUACGUGGUGGAUGUGGGUUCACAGUGCCGGGCUCCCAAGCUGUGUAAGAUGAUUGAGCCAGUGGAUGUCUUCUGGAAGUGCAACAAGGGAUACCUCAACGUACCUCGCAGCCUGCCUAAUGGUGAUAUUCUGAUUGCCAACAUGGGAGAUGCAGCUGGCAAUGGAAAAGGUGGAUUUAUUGUGCUGGAUGGAGAGACCUUUGAGCUGAAGGGGAACUGGGAAAAUGAGUGUGAGGCCCCCCCAACUGGAUAUGACUUCUGGUACCAGCCACGCCACAAUGUUCUGAUCAGCUCUGCUGGAGUGGUCCCAAAACGUGCGGGAUAUGGAUUUAACCCCAACGACUUGAAGAAGGGGGUCUUUGGGCGCCGCCUGAACGUGUGGAACUUGUCCUGCCGCUCCCUCAUCCAGUGCUUUGACCUGGGGGAGGACUCUCUGCCCCUGAGUGUGAAAUUCCUCCACAACCCUGAUGCUGCCGAGGGAUACGUCAGCUGCGCCCUGAGUGGCGUCGUCUACCGCUUCUACAGGCACUGCGAGGCAAACAACUGGGCAGUCGAAGAGGUGAUUCGGAUCCCGGCCAAGGACGUGACGGGAUGGAUUAUGCCCAAGAUGCCAGCCUUCACAGUCGACCUCAUCAUCUCAAUGGAUGACAAGUACCUGUAUCUCAGCAACUGGCUGCACGGAGACAUCCGCCAGUAUGAGCUCUCCAAAACCUGCAAGCCCAAGCUGGUGGGACAGGUGUUUGUGGGAGGCAGUAUCCUCAGAGGUGGACCCGUGACUGUGUGUAGAGAUGAAGAGCUGAAGUGCCAGCCGGAGCCCUUGGUGAUCAAGUGCAAGAGAGUGUACGGCGGCCCUAGUACAAUGCAGCUCAGCCUGGACGGCAAGAGGCUGUACGUCACCAACUCCUUCUACAGCACGUGGGACAAGCAGUUCUACCCGAACAUGGUCAGGGAAGGCUCUGUCAUGCUGCAGAUUGAUGUGGACACUGAGAGAGGAGGCCUGACUGUGAACAAGAACUUCCUGGUGGAUUUUGGAAAGGAACCCAACGGGCCUUGCCUUGCCCAUGACAUCCACUUCCCUUGUGGGGAUUCCACCUCCGAUAUCUUGGCCUAGGCGCCAUGUGAAAGACUCCCUUCUUCUCUCUCU